This is a messenger RNA of Pistacia vera, 1811 nucleotides long. RefSeq names its product pyridine nucleotide-disulfide oxidoreductase domain-containing protein 2-like. The record is from RefSeq and is a predicted model, not a curated record. NCBI's taxonomy places the organism in Eukaryota, Viridiplantae, Streptophyta, Magnoliopsida, Sapindales, Anacardiaceae. The transcript is spliced from 16 exons. Bases 1 to 1686 code for a protein of 561 amino acids.
AUGUGGCGGAGGGGCUUCAGCAGCGCAAGCGCCUUGCGCGAGUUGAAGGACAGGAAAUGGGACGCGCUGGUGAUCGGGGGAGGCCACAACGGUUUGACGGCGGCAGCUUAUUUGGCUCGAGGAGGUCUUUCAGUAGCCGUCCUUGAACGGCGUCACCUCAUCGGUGGAGCAGCCGUUACUGAAGAACUCAUCCAAGGUUUUAAGUUCUCGCGAUGCAGCUACCUCCAAAGCCUCCUCCGUCCCUCCGUCAUCAGGGAGCUAGAAUUAGCGAGACAUGGACUCAAGUUGUUGAAGAGAAGUCCAUCAUCAUUUACGCCGUGUUUGGAUGGACGUUACCUCCUGUUAGGACCUAACAAACAACUUAAUCAUUCUGAGAUUUCCAAGUUCUCAAAACGAGAUGCCGAUGCUUACCACAGGUAUGAGGAUCAGCUGGAGAGGUUCUGCAAAUUUAUGGAUCCACUUUUGGAUUCAGCCCCUCCUGAAUUGUUACAAGGUAUUUCAUCUUUCAAUGAUCGUUUAAAGAAUAAAAUACACAACUCAGCCUUUUGGGCUAGAUGUCUGCGGCAGGCCUUCUCAAUGCGGCAAAAAGACAUGGUGGAUUUUACGGACCUUUUACUGUCCCCGGCUUCAAAGGUUUUGAACAACUGGUUUGAGGGAGAUGUUUUGAAAGCAACCCUUGCCACAGAUGCUGUGAUAGGGAGCACGGGUAGUGUCCAUACACCUGGGAGUGGCUAUGUCCUUCUGCAUCAUGUGAUGGGAGAAACCGAUGGUGACCGUGGAAUUUGGUCGUAUGUUGAAGGUGGGAUGGGCUCAGUAUCCAUGGCCAUUGGCAAUGCCGCUAGGGAAGCUGGGGCUUGUAUUUUGACUAGUGCAGAGGUUUCAGAGUUGAUGAUCAAUGAUUCUGGCAGAGUAAAUGGGGUACUGUUAGCUGAUGGGACACAGGUGCAUUCUUCAAUUGUUUUAUCGAAUGCAACACCUUAUAAAACUUUCAUGGAGUUGGUGCCAAAUAAUGUCCUUCAGGAUGAUUUCAUCCUUUCUAUUAAGCACUCUGACUACAGCUCUGGAACUACAAAGAUAAACUUAGCUGUCAAUAAAUUGCCCCAGUUUUCUUGUUGCAAGUUAAGUCAUUCUGAUCCAGGUCCUCAGCAUGUGGGCACCAUACAUAUUGGUUCUGAGAGCAUGGAGGAGAUUGACUCAGCAUGCCAAGAAGCUGUCAAUGGAUUACCAUCUAGGAGGCCAAUUAUUGAAAUGACAAUUCCUUCUGUUCUGGACAAGACUAUUUCUCCACCUGGAAAGCACGUUAUUAACUUGUUUAUUCAAUACACACCUUAUAAGCCAUCGGAUGGCAGCUGGACAGAUGCUGCUUAUAGGGAAUCAUUUGCAAAAAGAUGUUUCACCCUGAUUGAUGAAUACGCCCCUGGCUUCAGCUCAUCAAUAAUUGGAUAUGACAUGCUGACACCACCAGAUCUUGAAAGGGAAAUUGGUUUGACAGGAGGAAAUAUCUUUCAUGGCGCUAUGGGAUUAGAUUCUCUUUUCCUCAUGCGACCUGUAAAAGAAUGGUCAAAUUAUAAGACUCCACUGCAAGGACUGUAUUUGUGUGGUAGUGGGACUCAUCCAGGGGGUGGUGUGAUGGGUGCACCUGGACGCAAUGCUGCACGAAUGGUUCUUCAAGAUUUCAGAAAAUGAUUUAUUUGAUGCUCGUAAGUUGCAGCCGUGGUGCUUCCAAUGUUCAGUCUAUCUUAAUUUAGCACAUUUGUAAUAUCAAAUAAGUGUCUUGUGUAUUAAACAAUCCCUUCUUCACUUUCACCUAU